UGCAUGCUACAUUUAUAUUAUUAUAUUUUACCCAUAAUAACCUUCAAAUUAAAAAUAAAAAGUGUAUUUUAUGGAUCUGUACAAAUAUAUGGCAAAUGAUUGGAUUGCAACUACACUCUACCAUAAACUUUCCAAAACAAAAAUUGUAACAUAAUUUAGACCUAGCUCAUUACAGCAAUUUUAAGUUUUAAAUAACCAACUAGUCGCUAAAAAUUAAUGAAAGAGCCUCGGAAUAGAUUUAUAUCAAGCUUGCCUUGAUUGGUAUGUAAUCUUAAAUCAAGUGCUAAUGAAAAAUUUUAAGGUUCUGAUGAUAAGUUAAAUUCUAUAUUCAAGAAUACAAGCAUGGUAAACAUGUCUGGUGACAACGAGCAGCCAGAUGAUCCCCUUGCACUUUACGUCAAGGAAUUGGAAGAAAAGGUCAAGAAUCAAAAGUUGUUCAUCGAAGAUAUGGAGACUCAGAAAAGGAAGCUUCUGAUCGCAGCUCAUCCAGAGAGCCAGUGGUGCUCGUAUGCAGGGUUUGUGAUGGCCAAACUAAUAUCCGUGGCCUUAGACCAUAAUGAUGCCAUGGUGCUGUACAUCAUCAAUGAGAAACAAGUGAAAGUGACGGACUUCCUAGCGAUAGUGCACUCGGUGCUCAAGUGCUUCCUGCAGAAGUACGACGAGGUGCUGCCCACAGACGACUCCGAGGAGGUGAAGUUCCUCAUGACCCUUCUGGAGGUGGUCUGGAAGCUGUCGAGCCACCCGGCGGGCAGGGCCUUCUUCGCCAACGACGAAUACGGGCUCGGCCUCAUCAAGCAGUUCAUCGUCAACCUGCCCGACCUGCCCAUUCCGUCGGGAGAUGCGCUCAAGAGGGCCAUGCUACUGCCAGUGUUCAACACCUUCUCGCGCGCCGGGCCGUCGCCAGCGGAUGGCUGGCGCGAGCUGCUGGUGGCCUGCGAGCACAGCCUGCGCGUGGACAAGGACAUCGCCAACCACAUGCUGCUCCUCAGCACCGUCGUCAACGUCUCGCACAACCCGCCGAGCCCGGACUUCGCCCCCGAGUUCGUAAAGCUGAUGUCUUCGGCGACCCUGGAGGCGGCGUCGCGCUCAGAGGCGGGCGGCGUAGCAGUGAUGGCAACUCACGUGCAGAAGACGGUGCUGCAGCUGCUGAAGCAGUCCCGGGAGCCGGAGUCAACUGGGGGUGGCCAAGAGCCAGGACCUAUGGUGGCAGUGCCCUGCCCGGGCUCCAAAGGGCCUCCUUCUCCCACAGGGAACCCCACGAUGAAGUCGCAAUAAACAUACUUACAUCCUCGA
Messenger RNA from Bacillus rossius redtenbacheri, 1293 nucleotides. RefSeq lists its product as uncharacterized. The record is from RefSeq and is a predicted model, not a curated record. The transcript has 5 exons. NCBI's taxonomy places the organism in Eukaryota, Metazoa, Arthropoda, Insecta, Phasmatodea, Bacillidae. The coding region runs from base 343 to 1275 and encodes 310 amino acids.